UCGGAGCGUGACCGCCCCUGGGACAUUGAUUCGAACAUUCUUCUCCCUUCCAACAAAUUCCUUCUCCUCCAUCGCGCAACGCAGGAGAAGCCGAACAUAAAAGAAGAGUAACGAGGAGAAAAGAGGCAUGUGCCAGUGCUUCUUCCUUCCUCACUCUCCUUCCCGAAUCUCUUUCUGCUUCCCCUCCCCUCCCAUGAUGUCAAGAAGAAGAACGCUCCGCUCCACCGCCCCAGCCAUGCACUCCAAUCCCUCCCCUCCUCUCCCUUCCCAACAUCACCCACCCCAAGAAGAGCAAAGCCAGCAGCAGCAGCAGGCCAUCGAGUACCACAACCAGACCAAGCAUUCCCUCACCACCGGCUACGCCCGCGGCCCCCGCGGCCUCGACUGGGCCAACCAGCCCAACCCUUUCCUCCGCUUCCUCUCCUCCCCUCUCCUCCCUCUCCUCCACUUCCCCCCUCUCCCCGGCGACUCCCCUCUCUACCACUCCCUUUUCUCUUCGUUUCCUUCACCACCUCACCCCAUCUCCCAUGCCUCCCUCUCCCGCCUCCUCUACGACUCCCUCUCCCUCUCCGCCUGGAAGACCACCGGCCUCUCCACCUGGUCCCUCCGCGUCAACCCCAGCAGCGGCAACCUCCACCCCACCGAAGCCCACCUCCUUUCGCCACCUCUCCCCGACGACAACUCACCUUUCUCCUCUUCCCCUUUCCUGGCCCAUUACUCCCCCAAGGACCACUCCCUCGAGCUCCGCGCCCGCCUCGAAACCUCUUCCCUCUUCCCCAAUCAUGCCGGCUCCCAGCUCCUCCUCGUUCUAUCUUCUAUCUUCUGGCGCGAGGCCUGGAAAUACGGGGAGCGCGCCCUCCGCUACUGCAACCACGACGCCGGCCACGCCCUCGCCGCCGUCGCCCUCGCCGCCGCUUCCCUCGGCUGGGACGCGCGCCUUCUCGACGGCCUCGGCCACGAGGACCUAGACCGCCUCCUCGGCCUCUACCGCGCCAACCCUUCGCCGCCUUCCCAGCUCCCCGACCGACCCGUCCGCGGCCGCUUCCCCUGGAUCGAAUCCCAGCAUCCCGACUGCGCCCUCCUCCUCUUCCCCUUCGGCGCUGCGUCCUCCGUCGACUACUCCGCGCUCAGCGCCGCCCUGUCCCGGUUUCCGUCUUUGGCCUGGCUCGGGACCCCCAAUUCUCUCAGCAAGGACCAUGUUUGCUGGGAUAUCAUCUACCGGACGGCCGAGGCCGUGAAGAAGCCACCGACGCCCAGCGACGGUUUCUCCGUGAAUCCCUUCCACAAGAGCGGAUUGAUAUCAGAAAGUUUAUACAAAGGUCUCACGGUUCGGGAGGUGGUCAGGAAGCGGAGGAGUGCGGUUGAUAUGGAUGGCGUUCAUGUGAUGCAGAGGGAAACUUUCUAUCAGAUACUGUUGCAUUGCCUUCCUUCGGGGGAGGUGGGACCGGGGGAGAAGCAGGGGAAGCAAUUCGCACUGCCAUUCAGGGUUCUGACGUGGGAUGCGGAGGUGCAUGCUGCUCUGUUUGUUCACAAGGUCGCGAAUUUGCCUCAGGGCUUGUAUUUCUUGGUGAGGAAUGAGGACCAUUUCGAUAGCCUCAGGCGGGCGAUGAGAUCGCAGUUUGAGUGGGUAAAGCCGGAGGGUUGCCCUGCUGGCCUCCCCUUGUAUAGGCUUGCAAGAGGGAACUGUCAGGAGCUGGCCAAGCAGCUGUCUUGCCAUCAGGACAUUGCCUCAGAUGGGUGCUUCAGCCUAGGCAUGGUAGCUCGUUUUGAGCCAGUUCUGCGUGAAAGGAAUGCUUGGAUGUAUCCUCGUCUAUUCUGGGAGACUGGAGUUCUUGGUCAAGUAUUAUACCUCGAAGCACAUGCUGUUGGGAUAUCCGCUACUGGAAUUGGUUGCUACUUUGAUGAUGCUGUUCAUGAGGUUCUUGGCCUGAAAGAUUUGGAGUUCCAGAGCCUGUAUCAUUUCACUGUUGGAAGCCCUGUGUUAGACAAGCGAAUUAUGAGCCUUCCUGCAUAUCCAGGCCCUGGAGUGGAUGCAUAACUUUCUUUUAUGGCAUAUACCCGAAGAAAAGUAAUUGACAGGUACUUGGGGACUAAUCCUGCUCCCAAAUAUUAUCAUUUGUAUAAGCAUCAGUUAACUGGUUAAUUUUUCCAAAACCUUGUUUAAGACUAGGUGGAUGUGUUGAGAAAGUAAAAAUGUAAAACAAAAUAUAUCUGUAUGUAUUACUGUACAGUGGCAUCAGUGUUUCCAAGUUACAACUUCAAUGUUGUGCUGCAAAUUAUGAAGCUACCUCAGGGUUUCAUUUUGUCUUUC
This is a messenger RNA of Elaeis guineensis (African oil palm), 2311 nucleotides long. RefSeq lists its product as uncharacterized. Gene Ontology annotation, molecular function: oxidoreductase activity. Lineage: Eukaryota; Viridiplantae; Streptophyta; Magnoliopsida; Arecales; Arecaceae. The record is from RefSeq and is a predicted model, not a curated record.